This is a messenger RNA of Raphanus sativus (radish), 770 nucleotides long. RefSeq names its product protein NOI4. NCBI's taxonomy places the organism in Eukaryota, Viridiplantae, Streptophyta, Magnoliopsida, Brassicales, Brassicaceae. The coding region runs from base 242 to 487 and encodes 81 amino acids. The transcript has 3 exons. The record is from RefSeq and is a predicted model, not a curated record.
AAAAAAGCUUAUAGAAAGAAAAGAAAAACGAAGAAAAAUCAGAAAGAGAGAGAAAGAAGAAAAGUCUCUCUUUUUUUUUUCUUCUUCUCCCAGAUUCUCUCCUCCUCCUGCGAGAUCAAAUCUUCGUUCUCUCUCACCUUCCUUGGUUUUCUCGGCGGCUCCAUCUCUUUUUUUUUUCUUUUCUCAGAAUCGUUUGUUUCCAUUUUUCUCGGGACAAAUCUUUCUCCCUUCUGCAGAGGCCAUGUCGGACAAAGGUCGUCCCUUGCCGAAGUUUGGUGAAUGGGAUGUGAAUGAUCCAGCAUCUGCUGAAGGUUUCACAGUGAUAUUCAACAAAGCUAGGGAUGAGAAAAAGACCGGUGGCAAACCCGGAUCACCCGGUAAAUCCACUGAUGGUCAUGCUAAGUCCGGAGGAGGAGGAGGAGAUCCUAGUAAACCUCAGCCUAAAAAGUGGCUCUGCUGCAUGCAGUCUCCGUCUGUGGACUCUUGAUUGACACUAAAAGAUGGAUUUGUUUGCUGCGCAAAGAAAAAAAGAGAGAGUCACAUUGCUUAGACAUCUAAAAGCAAUGUUCUUUUUUUUUUUAAUGUUUUAUUGUCUUUCUUGAAGUACCGACGACAACAAAAGGUUACUAAGAUAAGUUGGAGCCACCCCCCUUUAGUAUCACGAUUAUGAUUCCUUCUUUGAAGUUGUUUCUUCUAUGAAAAAAAAUGUUGUAAAAUCGUGUUGUCACUUUUAUUGGAAAAGAAAAAGAAAACAUAGUAGUUAUUGUGUA